Messenger RNA from Mobula hypostoma (lesser devil ray), 4845 nucleotides. Its product is annotated as chloride intracellular channel protein 4-like. Lineage: Eukaryota; Metazoa; Chordata; Chondrichthyes; Myliobatiformes; Myliobatidae. The coding region runs from base 295 to 999 and encodes 234 amino acids. The record is from RefSeq and is a predicted model, not a curated record. The transcript has 6 exons.
UACCAUUUGUCGCCUGUCACACCCUCUUAAUUUCUGGUUGGCAAUGUUAUAUUCACACUGUUCGGCAACAGCUAAGGUAAUUUGGUGUGUUCCAUGCCGAGGAGCAGCGCAUCGAGUUGCUUCUGCAGAGAUUGAGACCACCAGAGAGUGGGGCGAGUUUUGCCCGCGCACCAGGUGAAAGUAGGGCGACCUCGCAAGUCUGAACCAUUCCUGACAGUGGGGCGUGGUCUGGAAGACACGUUUUAAGGGCCAAACGCGUGAGGUCUCCGGCUGUUGGCUUGGCGAGUGAAAACGAUGGCCGCGGAACCCAAGAUCGAGCUGUUCAUUAAGGCCAGCGAUGAUGGUGAGAGCAUAGGGAACUGUCCAUUCUCCCAGCGUCUGUUCAUGAUCCUUUGGUUAAAGCAAGUCAACUUCACCAUCAACACAGUAGAUAUGAAGAGGUACCCCGAUAUGUUGAGAGAGAUUGCUCCAGGGAGCCAGCUGCCCUUUCUUAUCUACAAUGGUGAGCUCAAGACAGAUAAUAACAAAAUUGAAGAAUUUUUAGAAGAGGUUCUCGCUCCUCCCAAGUACCCUAAACUGGAUGUCAGAUACAAGGAGUCCAGGACUGCAGGCGAUAACAUCUUCCAGAGAUUCUCAGCUUACAUUAAGAAUCCACUUAUUGCAAAGAAUCAAACUUUGGAGAAGUUGUUCCUGAAAGCACUCUUGGAGUUGGAGAACUACCUGAACACACCUUUGCCACACGAGGACAGCUCUCGACCAUCAGAGCGAUUAUUCCUGGACGGAAAUGAGCUGACGCUAGCAGACUGUAACCUCCUGCCUAAACUCUACAUUGUCAAGGUUGUAUGCAAGCAUUAUCGGAACUUCACUAUCCCGAAGCAACUCAGAGGCCUGUGCAGGUAUCUGGAAAGUGCAGAAAAACGUGAAGAGUUUAUGAAUACCUGCCCCAAUGAAGAAGAGAUUAAACUGGCAUAUAAAAAUGUUGUGAAAACAUUGGUAUAGAUUUUGGUUUCUAGAGGUGUAUCAGAGAUCACCUCAUCUCCUGUCAUGGGUCUGUUUUUAUGCUGAUAAUUAGAACUGUCAAGCUUUAAAGCAAUACAGCAUUCUCACAUACAAAUCUCUCUGUUCAUAUUGGAUGUUGUGUUUCUGGAGCCUCCAUUUCUAAAGAGCCACUGGGGCCUACUGAAAAUCCAGAUCACCAAAGUGCAGAGAGGAGAUAGCUCAUUAGAAUAAUUAGUUCCUUUAGCUCUGUAUUGAUGCAAUUUCAUGAAUGAGAUGGUUAGAGUAUGGGAAAUGUAAACUAUAUUAUUCACCCCAACUCCACACAAUAAUGAUUUCAUUGAAAUUUUGGCAAAAUUAGCUUUAGAUCUUCAAAGGAUUCAAAGUACAUUCAUUUAUCAAAGAAUAUAUAAAUUAUACACCUUGAGAUUUGUCUGCUUACAGGCAGCCACAAAGCAAGGAACCUGAAAGAACCCAAUUUUAAAAAAUGAAGACUAACACUCAAUGCUCAGAGAAAGAGGGAAAGAAACACAAAUCGUGCAAACAAUAAGCAAGCAACAGCAUUCCGAACCAAAUUCGAGUCCGUAGACCCGAUUCCCCGGAACAGCUAGAGUACCCAAGCCUCGGUCUCAGUUCAUCAUAUAGCUUUUGGCUUGUUUUAAAGAUGAAGGUUCAAAUAAUCUGAAGUUAACUUUACAGACAGGCUAAACCUUUGUGAAAUCUCCAGCUUAAUUAAUACCAAGGUGUGCCUUCCAAUGAAGUUAUUUUUAUUAAUAAAUCUGUACUUGAUGAGAAAAUUACAGCCUGAGAGAUAUGACUGAAGAACGUGGCAAUUCUAAUUAAGAUGACACAAUUUUUCUAGAAGGCUGAAGAACCCCAGAAAGAGUUUAAAAAUUCUUGAUGUUCCAUUACAGAGUGACAGAUUGGUGGAAGUGAAACAUAAUUAGACAAACCACUCACAGCAGAUUACUUACAGCUCGUUACAACCUGGCAUUUAGGGCAGCAAUGAAGGUCUUCCAUCUCUGUCUGUCCAUACUGUCACAAACAGAUACAGAAGGAUUCUGUAACAGUUUUGUUUGACCAGUCAGAGUUGUUAGCACUGAGCUAAAUCGCAGAACCUGGAGGACCGUUGGACCACUCUUCGUCUGGACUCUACCCUUGACCUGUUUGGCGUGGAUGACACUACCAAGAGCCAAAGCAUAAAGCCCUGAUUCCAGCCAACCUACUUCUCUGAGUCAUUGAGACAUGCAAGCCUCCAAACCCUACAACAAGAUUGAAGUCCUAUUGGAGGACUCACUGCAGAUACAGAGAUAUAUUUUAAAAAAGUAUACUCUGACAUCAAAUAUAAAUAAAUUUUACCUUUUGCUUUUGUUGGUGAAAUCCUAAUUUUACUUAUCAGAUAGCGAUAAUGCAGACAAACUUUCAAGUGAUUACACCAGUACAGACCCGUCAAAGAAAUCAAGCGUUGCACUUAGUAUUGAUCAAGCACACAUUCUGCAAUAUGGUUAAUCGAUAAUUAAAUCUGCUUAAGUACUUUGAAUCAUAUUUCAUAUUUGUAUCUGUGUAUGUUUAAACACCUUAAAGUAUGAUUUUAAAUUAGGUUGUGGUGAAAAUAGUUACAAUAAAUUGCUAGCAGAAUUAAAUUACUUAGUUUUUCUGUUACAGAUUUAGAUUUCGGAAUUGCUUAAUUCUGUUUUCUAUUAAAUUUUAUCAAUUCCAGGAGAGCAACAUAUCCUCGAUAGCUGACUUAUUCAAAUGAAGGAUGUCACUGCUGUAUUAUAUACUGUAUAUUCUGUUUUUAAAUGUUGUACCUCAAAUAUUGGCUCUACAGUGUUAGAGAAGAAACCUUUAGACCUCAGAACAGGGUUUCCUGACCAUCUUUAUGUUAGGGUGCCGUACCAUUAAUUGAGUGGUUCGUGGACCCUAAGUUGGCAACCCCUGCCUUAGAAGGAAGUUGAUGGCCUUAUCAGUACAGCAGAAAAGUAGCAAAUGAGAAGUGUAAUGUGAUGCAUUUGUAGAGGUGCAACAAGGCAAGCUAAUAUACUGUAUGGUACAUGGAAUGAUAUUGAAUAGGUAUGAUGCAUGCGAUGAUACUGAAUAGGAACUGAGGGACCCAGAAAUGCAUAUGCACAGAUCCUUAACAGAAAUAGGACAGGGUUGAUAUGGUUAAAAUGUACAUAGAAUGCAAACCAUUAUGAGCUGGGGCUAAAAAGAAUAUAAGCAAAGAUUGGGGAUAAUGUCAGGAUGUGCAUGAUCAUUGCUAGACCACAGCUUCAUACUGUGCAUUGUUAUGGGCACAUGACUGGAAAAAAGUUAGUCCACUAGACAAGAAACAAGAUUGGAACAUUUUAGAGAUGAGAAUGUGGAUGCUGGACUCUGGGGCAACAAUCGACUGGAAGAAUUUAACAGGUCGAGCAGUGUCCACAGGGGAGUGAAUUAUCGACAUAUUAGGUCAAGUUCUUCUUCAGGAACUUUGUUUUUCCAGCAUAUUGUUUCUUGAUCUGGAAAAUUGUAGGCACUAUUGCCUUUUCAGAGGGGUCAAGCCAGAGUACAUAGACUUGAAUGAGUAGAAGGAUUAGAGAGGAAACCAUUUGAAGGUCAGGAGGGUGAUUUUAUAGCCCCCAUUAUGUUAAGCAUUGGUAGGCUGAAAUAUUAGAAGAUACAAACUAGCUUUGUUAUCAUGGGGAGUUUGCAGUGCACUGAACAACAAUAUAAACAAUGCAAAUUAAUAACAGGCACCAUUCAAAUGACCUUGAUCUUGCAGUUAUGUAUUGAGUCAUAAUACCUUGCAGUACAGAAACAGGCUCUCAGCCCAAUCCAUGCAUGCCAACCGUCACGUACUCAUAUACACCAAUCCCAUUUAUCAAUACUUGGUCUGUGCUGCUAAUAGAAGUCUCUUUGUCAUUUUAUAUCUGAAAUCUUCUGGAUUAAAUCUCUGUGCUUAGUGUUUACUAUUACUGCUCACUCAGAUAAUGCACCUUAUUUAUCAUAAGUAGUGUUGCCAUAAAUAAGCUAUUUUCACCAUUGAUGGAUUCCUGCUGCUCAAUGUACAAGUAAUGCUUCUACUGAGGGACCUUAAAUCAGAAUGUUUUUGUCACUGCAUCUGUAGUCCAUGGAGAAUCCCCAUCCAUGUUGAGAAGUUGCAUUGGUUCUCUGAUUCCCAGUGUGGAAUCAUAUUCCUGUGUCCAUGAAGACUAUGGAAAUUCCAGCCCUAAUCUCUAAUCUAUUUUACUGUGGCGGAUCUCAUCCAGGCCAAUGGUUCAAACUCUUUGUUAUCGGUGACCCAGAUUUACAGAGUGCACAGUGUUGCCUAUUGAGUGGAUAUAAGUCCAGGGCAGGGUCGGAUGUAUGACCUUGAUGAUACUGAUUGGAACAUUUCCUUAUGCUCCUUAACCUCAUCUCCCAAACCCCCAACCAUCAUCUGGAUGGACAUUGGCAUCAAGCACAUGGGAACGCCACCAGUUCCUAGUACUACAGCUUGUCAUAGUUUCUCCCCAUGUUAUCACUCAUUAGGCCCAGGUCUGACUGGGUCACAUUCUGCAAUACCCUACCUAACAGUACUAUGGGGUUACCUACACCACAGAUACUAAAACAAUGGAAGAACCAGUCCCAUCAGCACUAGGGUGGUUAGUGCUGGGCAAUAAUUGGUGCACCUCUUUAAUCAUAAUGACAUUCAUAUUGUUUUGCAUCCAAUGAUAUUCUCUUGGUAAUUAAAUCUGGAAUAACUUGUAUUUAAGUUGCUUUGCACUGUGUUUAAUGCAGUAGUGAUUUCUAAAAUUAUUACUGAUGUAACAGAAUUGGUUGCUUGUAAAUAAUAUCAUGAAUAAAAUUCUGAAUAAAUUCCAUGUU